AUGACAACACCUCCACCCCGCCACCACCGCGUCCUCAUCGCCGGCCUCAAAUUCGACGCCCCCGGCAGUACCGCGCAGCACUUCGGCCCACCCGCCGCGAUCGCCAAGGCCGUCCAGGACGACCUAGCCGUCGCCGAGCGCGCAGGCUUCUCGCACACCGAUCUACUGUUCGACCCGGACCGCAACCUCGAAGAGCAGGUCGGGCAGUUCGAGGCGUACCUGCGGUCCGGGAAGUUCGACGCCGUCAUGAUCGGCGUCGGCGUGCGGCUCGUGCCGGAGCACACGCUCCUGUUCGAGCGGCUGGUCAACUUGUGCAGAGUCAUCGUCCCGGAUAUCCCCUGGGUGUUCAAUACACGGCCUGGAACGACUACUGAGGCCUUGUACCGGGUUUUCGGGAAGCCGGGUGGGUGA
Messenger RNA from Anthostomella pinea, 411 nucleotides. The record is from the annotation of a GenBank genome assembly. NCBI's taxonomy places the organism in Eukaryota, Fungi, Ascomycota, Sordariomycetes, Xylariales, Xylariaceae.